Molecule: messenger RNA, 2364 nt
Organism: Leishmania mexicana MHOM/GT/2001/U1103
Lineage: Eukaryota; Euglenozoa; Kinetoplastea; Trypanosomatida; Trypanosomatidae
Exons: 1
Coding region: 1-2364 (787 amino acids)
Source: RefSeq, a predicted model, not a curated record
AUGGAGCACUCCGUAUCGAGUCGCUCUCCCAGCGGGCAGUGGUACCCGCAGCAGCAGCAGGCACCAGCCUUCCACAGAAACAGUUCCCAGCAGCAGCUGCAGUGGAGCCCCGUGUCGGGCACAGCGACACCGAUGGUGAUGGUGGGCGGCGGCGGCCAGUCCACCGCGGUGCCCGUCGGCACUGGCUCUGCCAUGCUGGGCAACUCGGGCAUGCUCAGCAGCGCCUCGGGGAACCUUUGUGGGCAGCCGCACAUGCACUCUGGCAUGACACCACACCAGCAGAUGAUGAUUAUGCAGAGCAUGUACACGCCGCAGAGCCAGUGUUGUGCUCCCUGCUGCGGCACGCAAGAGUGUGGUUUCUGCCCGCGGCCUGGCGAGCCAGUCGACCCGUUCUGCUGCACGCCAAGGCGGCCGGAUCAGGAGCCGAGAUGGUGGGAGAGUGUCUACAAGUACUUUGACUGGACCUUCUUCCUCGCCUGCAUCCUGUGCGUGCUCACGAUCGUGGGGUUUGCGAUGGUGAUAGUGACCAGGAAUCAGGACAACAUCUUCGCCGCUUUCGGUGUCCACAACGCCACCGAUCUUGACAAAGCAAUGAAGCCGUACAUCCGCUGGAAGAAAAACUCAGAGAUCUUGCUAGACGGCAGCAAUGGCACCUCCUCGGUCCUCGUGGAGGCAGUCGAGACGACCCUCUUUACCGCAGCGAAGGACGCCAUGGGCGCCAAGGUGUUGGAGUCGAGCUUCCCUGCGCCAACCACGGUCCCGGCGUGCAAGUGCACACUGCGCAAGCUGUUUGGCAGCUUUGGUGAGCUAUGUAUGGAGGGCAACAUGAACGCGAACACGUUCGCCGUGCAGCUGAGUUUCUGGAACGACUCGCGCGACACGCUGUGGAUCCUGGCGAUGGUGUACAGCAUCUUAACGGUGUUGUACGCGGUGCUGCUCAAUGUGCGCCGGAAUGCGUCGGGUGCCAGCAUAGAAGGCGCGCGCGGGUCGUCGUUCAUGCUGCCGUCCAUCACACCACAGCAGCAAGAGGAAUUCGUGAAGAUGACGCCACAGCAGCAGCAGGCCUUCAUCCAGGAGUUCCAGCAGCAGGUGGCGACGGUGCAGCAGCAGAACCCUUCCGCCGUGUUCCCGUCGCAGCAGCCGCCAGGCGUUGGCUGCUGCGGCUCCAACAGGGGCAUCGAGUUCUACGAGACGCCCUUCUACGAAUUUGUGCGCUUCGCGUGGCUGUUCUCGGGGCUCACAGCGUUCGCGUGGACGUGCAACCUCUUUAUAUCCUUCUGGUCCUUCGCCUACUUCUACAUUCGUGAAACCACGGGCCCGCUGAACACCUUCUGGACCGUCUACACGCGCAAGAUGGAGGCCACUCUCAUCGUUGUGACCGUCUUCCUCGCGUGGCCGCUCUGCAACUUCGUGCUGGAGCUGGUCGUCUUGGUCGCCCUGGUGCUCCCGUGGCUCGUCAUCCGCUCCACUUGGAAGCGGGGCAUUCAGAUGUACCGUCCAGCCCUGCCGCCCUCGCAGCUGCCCGCCUACAUUCGCGCCGACAUGUUCUUCAUGGACUUCCAGGAUGUCAAGCGGCUUGGGUUUUCACGACAGGCGUGGAUCAUACUGACCAACUCCGAGCAGCCCUUCUUCGAAGGCUGUGAGGACCCCACGGUCGACAAGGAUCCCGCCAUGACGCAGCUGAUGCAGCAACGCAUGCAGUGGCGGCAGAUGAUGGCAUCCAUGCUGCCUCCCUGGAUACAGCAGCAGCAGCAGCAGCAGAUGUCUGUGAUGAGCCCCGGUGGCGCAGGCAUGAUGAUGUCAGGGCAGGUGGCACCACAGCAACGGCCGUUUGACUUCGGUGGGGCGGCGACCCCGCCGGCCACCUCGCUGAUGCAGGCACCGGGGCAGUACCCUGUCGAGGAUGGCGAGCACAGAUCUCACAAGCGCCGCCGCCAUCACAGCACGCACGAUCACCGGCACACCGAUCCCCUAGGGGCGGCGUCGAUAGAGCAGACAUCGGCGGGCCUCGGUGCAACCGGGAAGGAAAACUCGACCCGCCACCGUCACCGUCGUCACAGCCACCACCGCAGCCACAGCCGCAGCAGAAGCAGGGGUGUCUUCGACGGUGGCGUGUCGCAGCCGCCGGUCUCCGAGGCUGCCGUGGAAAACGGUGCCGGCCCCACCGCUGAUGGGGCACCCCGGCGUCGCCGUCGUCAUAGCCACAGCCGCAGCCACAGCCGCAGUCACAGCAGGGCCGCCGCUGGCGAUGACCCGAGUGCGUUGGCUGUUGCUGCGCCCCGCAGCACGGGUGACGCGGUGCAGAACGGUGUGGCGGCGGCAGCGGCGGCGACGGCCGACUUAGACGCCAUCAUGCAGCUGUAG